Lemur catta (Ring-tailed lemur) is the source of this 2055-nucleotide messenger RNA. RefSeq names its product protein tyrosine phosphatase non-receptor type 2 (gene PTPN2). The transcript has 9 exons. Bases 200 to 1447 code for a protein of 415 amino acids. Lineage: Eukaryota; Metazoa; Chordata; Mammalia; Primates; Lemuridae. The record is from RefSeq and is a predicted model, not a curated record. Gene Ontology annotation, molecular function: protein tyrosine phosphatase activity. Gene Ontology annotation, biological process: protein dephosphorylation.
GCGGCGCUCCGGCGCCAAGUCGGCGCGCUGACGUGAGACGCUCCAGGUACUUUCCCCACGGCCCGCCGGGCUCGGCGUGAGGGCGGGGCGGGGCGCAGAGCGCGCAUGCGCCGCAGCGCCAGCGCGCUCCCCGGAUCGUGCGGGGCCUGAGCCUCUCCGCCGGCGCAGGCUCCGCUCGCCCUAGCUGGUUCUCGUCGCCAUGCCCACCACCAUCGAGCGGGAGUUCGAGGAGUUGGACGCUCAGUGUCGCUGGCAGCCGCUGUAUUUGGAAAUUCGAAAUGAGUCCCAUGACUAUCCUCAUAGAGUGGCCAAGUUUCCAGAAAACAGAAAUCGAAACAGAUACAGAGAUGUAAGCCCAUAUGAUCACAGUCGUGUUAAACUGCAAAAUACCGAAAAUGAUUAUAUUAAUGCCAGCUUAGUUGACAUAGAAGUGGCACAAAGGAGUUACGUCUUAACACAGGGUCCACUUCCUAACACGUGCUGCCACUUCUGGCUCAUGGUUUGGCAGCAAAAGACCAAAGCAGUUGUCAUGCUAAACCGCAUUGUGGAGAAGGAAUCGGUUAAAUGUGCACAGUACUGGCCAACAGAUGACCGAGAGAUGCUGUUUAAAGAAACAGGAUUCAGUGUGAAGCUCUUGUCAGAAGAUGUGAAGUCAUAUUAUACAGUACAUCUACUACAAUUAGAAAAUAUCAAUAGUGGUGAAACCAGAACAAUAUCUCACUUUCAUUAUACUACCUGGCCAGAUUUCGGAGUCCCCGAAUCACCAGCUUCAUUUCUCAAUUUCUUGUUUAAAGUGAGAGAAUCUGGCUCCUUGAACCCUGACCAUGGGCCUGCGGUGAUCCACUGUAGUGCAGGCAUUGGGCGCUCUGGCACCUUCUCUCUGGUAGAUACCUGUCUUGUUCUGAUGGAAAAAGGAGAAGAUAUUAACAUUAAGCAGGUGUUAUUGAGUAUGAGAAAAUAUCGAAUGGGACUUAUACAGACACCAGAUCAACUUAGAUUCUCAUAUAUGGCUAUAAUAGAAGGAGCAAAGUAUAUAAAGGGAGAUUCUAAUAUACAGAAACGGUGGAAAGAACUAUCUAAGGAAGAUUUAUCUCCUGCUUUUGAUCAUUUACCAAACAAAAUAAUGACUGAAAAAUACAAUGGGAACAGAAUAGGUAUAGAAGAAGAAAAACUGACAGGUGACCGAUGCACAGGACUUUCCUCUAAAAUGCAAGAUACUAUGGAAGAGAACAGUGAGAGUGUUCUACGGAAACGUAUUCGAGAGGACAGAAAAGCUACCACGGCUCAGAAGGUGCAACAGAUGAAACAGAGGCUAAAUGAGACUGAACGAAAAAGAAAAAGGUGGUUAUAUUGGCAACCUAUUCUCACUAAGAUGGGGUUUAUGUCAGUCAUUUUGGUUGGCGCUUUUGUUGGCUGGACACUGUUUUUUCAGCAAAAUGUCCUAUAAAUAAACAAUUAAUUUUGCUCAGCAAGCUUCUGCACUAGUCGCUGACAGUGCUACGUUAAUCAUAAGGGUUUGUCUGUUCACAGCAAAUGCCUCAUGUCCCAUAAAUGGUGCAGUAGAAUAGACAACAGCCAGAUAAGUGGUAUUCACAGUCAGAAGCCCAACAUCUCAGGACUCUUACUGCAGGUUCCUCUGAAACCCAGACUGUAAACAGCGUCUAAAAUAAAGGCAUUCAUGUUUGUUAAAAACUGGUACAUUUUGCAACUGUAUUCAUACAUGUCAAAAGUAGUAUUUCACCUGACCAACGUUGAGAAAUCCUUUAUCCUAGAAUUUGUUUUGGGAGACUAUCUGGAUUUUAACCUGCACUUGAUAUAAGCAAUAAAUACUGUGGUUUUAUCUACAUUAUUAAUGGAGAGAAAAUGACAAAUAAUGUGUGUAAUGUAUAAUGUACUGUUGACAUGGGCAGCAACACUUUAUAUUCUUAACCGUUUCAGGGUAGAUAUAUUUUAUAAGUAUUUAAUCUUAAUUUUGUAGUUAACUGUACUUUUUGAAAGCUCAAUUUGAAAAAUCUGUUACCAUAAAAAAAUAAAUUGUAUGUUGAUUCAAUUGUA